Molecule: messenger RNA, 1973 nt
Organism: Hipposideros armiger (great roundleaf bat)
Lineage: Eukaryota; Metazoa; Chordata; Mammalia; Chiroptera; Hipposideridae
Gene: SELE
Product: selectin E
Exons: 13
Coding region: 1-1881 (626 amino acids)
Biological process (GO): cell adhesion
Cellular component (GO): membrane
Source: RefSeq, a predicted model, not a curated record
AUGAUUGCGUCACAGCUUCUCUCUGCUCUCACUUUUGUGCUUCUCCUGUUCAAAGAGAGCAGAGCCUGGUCUUACAACGCCUCCAGGGAGCUCCUGACUUUCGACGAGGCCAGCGCUUACUGCCAGCAAAGGUACACCCACCUGGUUGCGAUUCAAAACCAGGAGGAGAUCCGGCACCUGAACUCCAUAUUCCGCCACGCCCCCACUUACUACUGGAUCGGGAUCAGGAAGGUCAACCACCGGUGGGUGUGGAUAGGAACCCAGAAGCCUCUGACCGAGGAAGCCAAGAACUGGGCUCCCGGCGAACCGAACAACAAGGACGCCAACGAGGACUGCGUGGAGAUCUACAUCAAGAGGGACAAGGACACGGGCAUGUGGAACGACGAGAGGUGCAGCAAGCGGAAGCUCGCCUUGUGCUACACGGCGGCCUGUACCCACGCAUCCUGCAGCGGCCACGGGGAGUGCGUGGAGACCAUCAACAACUACACCUGCCAGUGCCACCCCGGCUUCAGUGGGCUCGGGUGUGAGCAAGUUGUGACCUGUCAGGCACAGGAAGCCCCCGAGCACGGAAGUCUGGUCUGCUCCCACCCUUUGGGCAACUUCAGCUACAAUUCUUCCUGCUCUGCCAGCUGUGAGAAGGGCUACGUCCCCAGCAGCUCCAAGCCCACGCGCUGCACUUCCUCUGGGGAGUGGAGCGGCCCUGCUCCAGCCUGCGAAGUGGUUGAGUGUGACGCGUUGACAAAACCCGCCAAUGGGUUCAUGGACUGUGUCCCGCGUCCCGGCCGCUUCACGUGGGACACAACCUGUGCAUUUGACUGUGAGGAAGGGUUUGAGCGAGUGGGGCCCCCGCGCCUCCAGUGCACCUCGUCUGGGAACUGGGAUGGCGAGCAGCCAACGUGCAAAGCUGUGACGUGUGGCGCCAUCGGCCAUCCUCAGAACGGCUCUGUGAGCUGCAGCCACUCCCCCACUGGGAAAUUUACCUAUAAGUCCUCCUGUGCCUUCACCUGUGAGGAGGGCCUCCGGCUGCAGGGCCCAGCCCAGGUGGAAUGCACCGCCCACGGGCAGUGGACUGGACAAGCCCCGGUGUGUGAAGCUUUUCAGUGCAAAGCCUUGCCCCGUCCAGAGAGAGGCCACGUGAAUUGUCUUCCCAGCGCUUCUGGAAGUUUCCAAAGUGGGUCCAGCUGUGAGUUCUCCUGUGAGCAGGGGUUUGUGCUGAAGGGACCUGCAAAGCUCCAGUGUGGCCCCGUGGGGGAGUGGGGCAGCGAGAAGCCCACAUGCGAAGCUGUGACAUGUGAUGCUGUCCGCCAGCCCCAGGGUGGCCUGGUGAGGUGCACCCAUGCCCCUACUGGGAAAUUUACCUACAAGUCCUCCUGUGCCUUCAGCUGUGAGGAAGGUUUCGAACUACGUGGGUCAGCUCACCUUGAGUGCACGUCUCAGGGACAGUGGACACACGAGGUCCCCUCCUGCCAAGUGGUACGAUGUUCCAGCCUGGCAGUUCCUGGGAAGAUGAACAUGAGCUGCAGCGGGGAGCCCGUGUCUGGUGCCGUGUGUGCGUUUGCAUGUCCCGAAGGCUGGACGCUCAAUGGCUCUGCCGCUCUGACGUGCGACGUCACAGGACGCUGGUCAGGGAUGCUGCCUGCCUGCGAAGCCCCCGCCAAGUCCAGUGUCUCCUUGCCAGUUGUACUGUCUGUGGCUGCAACGUCCCUCCUGACAUUAACAUCAUUUCUCUUCUGGCUUCUGAAACGCCUUCGGAGGAAAGCAAAGAAAUUUAUUCCUGCCAGCAGCUGCCAAAGCCUUCACUCAAACGGAUCCUACCAAACGCCGUCAAGUCCGAAGGAGCCAGGAACACAAGUAAAUGAGGGAGUUAGAGAAAUACCCUGAGGACAGCAGAGACAAAGAGCUCCUCUCAGCCUCUGGCCCUGCUCCCCACCUGCAUUUUUACGGCUGGGACCUUGGUGCCCAUGAGACCUUCA